CCGGCUGCGAGUUCGACUGGGACACCGAAUCCUGCCAACUCCUCGCGAACCUCUGCGUGCUGCAGCUCUACGACUCCUCGGCGUCGGCGUGUGCGCUUUACGCCCGGGUUGCGCAGGCUAAGGCGCAGGGGGCGGGUGAGGGUGAUGAGUGAGUUAAGAGGCCUCCCACGAAUAUACUACGGGCUCGGCACGACGCUAGAGGACUCGACGACCGUUACGAGCCAGGUGGUCACUCUACCGGCGGGGUCAGAUACGCUCAACCUUCUCCUCGGCGCCUACACACUCAACGGCACAUUCCUAGGCUACGAGCCCGUCGGCGCUCAACUACAGUACUGCCUCCAAACCCCGAUCGACCAAACGACCGCCUGGCUGAAAAUUGGGCAUAACUUUGAGGGUUCAUGUCGGGUGAAUCUGACCAGUCUCCUCCAGGGACGGGCAGGGGUUGUCUUUUAUCAACUAUACAUCCGCGACGCCACCUCAACCCUCCUCCCGAUCCCAAUCCGCCUCACCAACUACCGCGCCACGGGCGCCCGCCAACCCAACCUCGACCCCGACCCGCUCAGCUACGGCUCGUCAACGCUGUUCCGGCGGUUCUUUGUCACGGAUGGGGUCAGUGGGGUUGAGGGGGGCGUAAGGAGGGCGGUUAGGGGCGUGCAGGGGGUGCGGGUUUGGAUAAGAAAAGCGCCCGGGGCGAGGAGCGUGUACAUCCCUGUUGUGGAUCUCACGUACUUUGAGCGGGACGUCAGCACGCUCUCGGGGGCCGACGGGGGUUCCGAUGUCUCGUUUCCGCAGGUGACAUUCGAAAUGCACUACACCGCCCCCCUCGACUCCUUCUGGAAAGCCGUCAAGAUCGUAUUCGCGCUCGUAUGCGUGUACGCCGGUUUUCUGGCGCUGUAUCGCGCGCGGGCGUGGAGCGCGCGGAAUCUGGGGGCGGGGGAGGGGUGGGAUGUUCAGUUUUUCGGCAGAUGCAUAAUAAUCCUCGCAGGCAGCCUCGCGCCCCCCGUCAUCUUUCUCCUGCUCGGGAUCUCCGCCUACUGGUUCUUCGCGUUCAAAAACACCGCCAACGCGCUGGACCACCUCUUACCGUGGUCAAGCGGGGAUUUGAGCACGUUUAGUGCUGUUGGGGUUGUUGCUCUCUGCUGCUACGCAUUGUAUAUCCUAAAAGAACUGCACGCCCAAUGCACCGCGGAUAUCUUCUUCAUUGAUUGGGAGCAGAGCAAAGGACGGAUCUUGAGGAGUGGAGAUGAAGGCAAGGCGCGGUUGGCGCCUGUGAGUGUGUGGCGGAGUAUUUUUUUGAUGAAUGUCUGGGAUGAUAUUCAGACACACAGACUCGUCAACAUCGAACUCAACCUCCUCGCCAUGUUCUUCAUCCUCGACACGCUUCAAGUCCGGUACGCCGCCACCCCGCAGCCCGACCGGCAGGAUCUCACGCCCGGUCCCACUAGUCCAAUAUUGCUGUUUGGCGUCGAGGGGAUGGUUUGGCUUGCUCUCUCCGCUGCACAGGCAUUAUUCCGCCACCUCGUCCACGACCGCUUCUACCGCAACCGCCUCCUCAACUUCAUCGACGUCCUCUCGAUGGCCAACCUCUCCGUGUUCGCCUUCGACGAGCAGUGCCAUGGGUACUACAUCCACGGCAAGAGCGUGCAUCAGUGUGCGGAUACGAGUGUUGCGGAGCUUAAUGGGUUUCUGCGGAAGGAGCAGGCGGACCUGGUACCACGAAGAGGCCUCCAAGGCUCCGACCAGCAAUGUUUCGAAGUCCUCGCACAAAAAGAGUUUCGCGCGGCGUUUAAUAAAGUCUACAGGGCGGUUAUCGCGGAUCUGGAUCGGGGGGAUGGGGCCGCGGCGAGGGCUCAACGCCUGACGAUGGAACCCCGCGCGCGCCGCUUCACGGGCGCCGACGAGGAACGUGUGCGCGCGUAUGAGACCGUCAACCAUUUCCUCAAAUCGUUUUUCGACCAGAAUCUGAAAGAUUACCCUUAUGUCAUCCGCACCCGGACGUACUUUGAGCGGUUUCUGGCCAAGACGCCGGAUGUGUCGCAUACAAGCGUUCUCUUCCACGACACGACAGCAACCCCCUUCACCCCGCUCCUCCUCCGCGGCCUCGAACCGCACCUCCUCCUCCUCUACGCCCUGCUCUUCACGCUCGUCUCGCAGGCCGUGGACUCGACGGGUGUGGCGGUCGUGGUUGUGUAUGGCGUCGAUGUGGCGGUGAGAUGUGGGAGGAGGCAUUUUGGGAGGGGGAAUGUGGGGAGGAAGGGGUUGAUGGAUGGGAAGUUUUUGGUUUAGGCUGUGGGAUGGAGGCGGUGGGAUGGAGGUGUACGUAGGGAGGAAAGGGGCGAGAGUUGGAGGACGCAGGGGGGACAUUAUCUACAUUUAUUUACAUGGACAGUUUUGAGCAGCGGGACUGGGUCUGAAAGCUUGUUCGUAGCGCAUCGUUUUCCUGGAACAUGGGCGACAACUCCGCUGAUCACGUACUUGCGUUCGGGUCAAGGCGAAGUUGCCACUUUCCGGAUGUAUUCAUAACCUCAGGCUUUCAAGUC
Fimicolochytrium jonesii is the source of this 2540-nucleotide messenger RNA. RefSeq names its product Meckelin. Gene Ontology annotation, biological process: cilium assembly. The record is from RefSeq and is a predicted model, not a curated record. Bases 145 to 2286 code for a protein of 713 amino acids. Gene Ontology annotation, cellular component: ciliary transition zone; MKS complex. The transcript is spliced from 16 exons. NCBI's taxonomy places the organism in Eukaryota, Fungi, Chytridiomycota, Chytridiomycetes, Spizellomycetales, Powellomycetaceae.